AUCACCUGGUAACCACGGUCACCUCACCUGCAGGCCCCGCAUCACGCGAGCUCGCGCGUCACUUCCUGCCCGACGUCACUUUCUGCCCGACGUCACUUCCUACAGUCGCUCGCGUGCAGCAGCAGCAGCAGCGAGCAUGGCCGACAUCAGUGGUGAUCGGCCCCUGCGCCACGUGGAGAAGGACGUUCUCAUUCCCAAGAAGAUGCGGGAGAAGGGGCAGGUCUUGUGCUCCGAGCACGUGGAUGCUUUCAGCGAGUGCUGCAAGUCCAGCAGCGUGUUCAUGGUGUUCAAGUGCCGCAAGGAGAACGCCGCGCUGAAGACGUGUCUCACUGGAUACUAUACGGACCCGGAGUUCUACGACAUGUGCAAGCGCGAGUACCUGCAGGAGAAGGAAGACUUCCAGAUAAGGGGGAUUCCUUUGAAACUGCGGAAGCAGCAGCAAGCGGCGGCCGCCGCAGCUGAAGCGGAUGGGAAGCAAGAAGCGGGACAUUGACAUCACCCCUCCGCUCGCAGAGAGCGCCCCCCCCCCCCCCCCCCCGUCUCAUGUCUGGCGAUUACUUUUAAAAAGGAUACAUUUGAAAAUGUAAAUGUGUCACUUCCAAGGAUAGAAAAAACAGAUUCUGUGGUAUCAGCUAACUGAAAUGUCUUGAGGGAAAACUGUCGAUAACUCUGUAAAUGUGCCUUUUGGAAUGCCAAGUGUUUUAUUUUUCAUGAUUCACAAGGAGCCACGUUGACUGUGAUAGGCGAUUCCUAACCACCACGGCCACUCGCUCCCUUAAUUGACGAAAUGAGUGACGGCGUCGCAAGUGAAUUGGACAUCCCACGCUCGAAUUCAUUCUUCCCUGAGGAAGAAAUGUCAGUCUUGUCUCAGCAGCAGAAAAAAAAUAAAAGUCGUAAAAUACGGUAUUGCAGAAGGUUUCCAGAGAAAUUGAUGUUCUAACAAGGCAGAUACGCGACUGCCAUCGUGAAGAAACACCCUGUAACAGACAUAAGACGUGCAAAAUAUGUUCGACCUUUGUGUAUUAUGAGCAUUCGGUUUAUACAUAAGGGGUUAAACGUAUGUACAAGUAUAUAUAUAAAUAUGUAUUCCUA
This is a messenger RNA of Lethenteron reissneri (Far Eastern brook lamprey), 1092 nucleotides long. RefSeq names its product COX assembly mitochondrial protein homolog. Lineage: Eukaryota; Metazoa; Chordata; Hyperoartia; Petromyzontiformes; Petromyzontidae. Gene Ontology annotation, cellular component: mitochondrion. The record is from RefSeq and is a predicted model, not a curated record.